This is a messenger RNA of Guillardia theta CCMP2712, 960 nucleotides long. RefSeq lists its product as hypothetical. The transcript is spliced from 12 exons. The record is from RefSeq and is a predicted model, not a curated record. Bases 1 to 960 code for a protein of 319 amino acids. NCBI's taxonomy places the organism in Eukaryota, Cryptophyceae, Pyrenomonadales, Geminigeraceae.
AUGGAAAGCUGCAGCCUUUCCAUGUCGCUGGACAUCGACGAAAUGGAGCCAGAGUGGUUACCGAUGAUGGAUCUCCAGGCCAGUGACAUUGAGGCUUCGCCCAACGCAACUGUCCUUCCCUUGUUCCCCUUGGGAAGCUUCGUGUACACGCCGCACUCGGAGCAUCGUCUCAACAUCUUCGAGCCAAGAUAUCGUGCUCUGUACAACGACAUCCUCUUCAGCGGAUUCGCUGCCGUAGCUAGCGUUUUCUACUUGAAGGAUCUCAAAGAGGUCAGCGCGGCGACCAACGAUGCGGUCAAGUACAUCUGCGAUCACGAGGUCAUCGGGAGGAUCAGGAUCAAAAAGGUGCUGAACCCCAAGGUGUGGGAGGACAGGUCGACGUACCUCAAGGUCGAGGCUGAGUACAUCGAGGACAAGGAGGAGCCAGAGGGCAGCACCAGGUUGGCGGACAUGCCAGAUAGCAUGCCCGAGCUGGAGAAAAAGCUGGUGCUAACCUACAACGAUCUCGUGCAGCUUCAGCAUGAAAUGAAUGAAGACGUCAAGUUUACGAAGGAGUCCGUGGACAAGUUCAAGAUCGCCAAAGGACAAGAGGUUUGGUCGGCGGUGGAGAUGUGGCAGGUGUUCCAACAGCAGCGGCUCCUUGCUCGUCAGCAGGAGAUGCAGAAAGAGUUUCAGGCGAAGCUGCUGGCGUACCUGAUCAAGGAGAAGGGGAUGGGAGGACUCCCCAACGCGAUUGACAUCAACGAACUUCCAGCUAAUCUCCAGCAGGAAGUGAGGUCCCUCCAGGCGAGGAUGCAAGACGAUCUUCAACCGCUGGCCGAGCGCGACAUGAUGGAUAUGCAGCUGCUGAUCGAGUGCGACAGCCACUCCAGGCGUCUCGAGCUGAUGGACGCGAUGCUGACUAAGGAGAGGAAGAGGCUCGAAACCAAGAAGACCCUCAAGAGCCUCUUCAACAAGUGA